Molecule: messenger RNA, 1092 nt
Organism: Saccharomyces kudriavzevii IFO 1802
Lineage: Eukaryota; Fungi; Ascomycota; Saccharomycetes; Saccharomycetales; Saccharomycetaceae
Gene: AIM22
Product: putative lipoate--protein ligase
Exons: 1
Coding region: 1-1092 (363 amino acids)
Biological process (GO): protein lipoylation
Cellular component (GO): cytoplasm; mitochondrion
Molecular function (GO): lipoyltransferase activity
Source: RefSeq, a predicted model, not a curated record
AUGUAUGAAGAUAUGUUUACACCACCGAAUAAUCAUAUUUCGACUCUACAUAAUGAAAGAGAACCCUAUAAUACAACAAAGUCUACUUCCUCUAUGCAAGAGGAUAUCAAUGAUUUUAAUAAAGAGCUUCUUGAUUUCUACAAUAUGGGCUUUAACAAACAGGUUUUAUCCGCCUCACAAUUAGAACAUGUUGUAAAAACAAGAGGAAGAUUUAUUAUAAAGAGUUCGUCCACCAAUCCCUAUUACAAUUUGGCGUUAGAAAACUAUGUUUUCAAAAAUACACCAAAGACUAGAAAAGGCUUUGAUAACUGCAGACUAUUAUUUUAUAUCAACGACAAAUGCGCAAUUAUUGGUAAAAAUCAAAAUCUGUGGCAAGAAGUCGAUCUCAUCAAACUGAAGAGCAAUAAUUUUGAGCUACUGAGAAGAUUUUCUGGAGGUGGCACGGUGCUCCAUGACUUGGGAAAUGUUAAUUAUUCGUUUUUGACAUCAAGAGAAAAAUUCGAAAAAACAUUUUUUAAUAAAAUGAUAAUUAAGUGGCUAAACUCAUUCAGUCCCAAACUAGGGUUGGAAUUGAACGAUAGAGGAGACAUUAUUCAGAAUGGGUUUAAAGUUAGUGGCAGCGCCUAUAAAAUUGCGGGAGGGAAGGCAUAUCAUCAUGCAACAAUGUUGCUUACUGCUGAUUUGAAACAAUUCAGUGGUCUGCUGGAACCUUCAUUACCGGAGAAUAUGGAAUGGGAAUCAAGUGGCGUGCAUAGCGUAAAAUCUAAAAUAAAGAAUGUUGGCAUGAUCAAUCCUAAUCAAUUUGUUGAGCUGGUGUCCGAAUGCUUUCAAAAAAGCUUCAAAGUUGACGAAGAAAUACCUACGUAUAUCUGUGACGAAUUUAAAAGCACAAACGAUGAUAUUAAAGAUGCUAUGAAUACCUUACAAAGCAAUAAAUGGAAAUAUUUCUCUGGACCCAAGUUUUCAGUGAGAAUUAAGGAUAAGAAUCUAAAAAUUAAAGUCGAAAAGGGUAUGAUUUAUGAGUGUAGUAGAAAUGAUUUGAUCGGCUUGGAAUUCAAAGGCUUUUUGGAAAAUAUUGAUAGUUAUACAUAA